AUGAAAACCAUCGUGGACGAUCCAGAGGGAUUCUUUGAGCAGGGAGGAUGGUCCUUUCUCGACCCGGAGAGCGAGGGCGAGGGAGGAGCGGAGGAGUCUGAGUCUGAGAUGGAAGACGAGACGUUUAAUCCUUCAGCCGACGAAGAUGAGGAGGAAGAAGAAGACAGCGACGAAGACUACAGUGACGAGAGCGAGAACACUGAUUACAGUGCGUCUAUGGGCAGUGAAGAAGAGAGCGGGAAAGACUGGGAUGAACUUGAAGAAGAGGCCAGAAAAGCCGACAAAGAGAGCACCCACUACGAGGAGGAAGACACGUCGAGCAAGAAAAGGAAAGGGCGCCCUGCUCCCCCUCCUCCCAGCAAAAAGAAGCGACGACAUUAA
Knipowitschia caucasica is the source of this 381-nucleotide messenger RNA. NCBI's taxonomy places the organism in Eukaryota, Metazoa, Chordata, Actinopteri, Gobiiformes, Gobiidae. The record is from the annotation of a GenBank genome assembly.